AUGGAUCUUGACUGGUGUCUUACUUGUUCUCAACGAACUUCGUUAUUAUUAACUCCACCUUCAUCACGUCCACCGAUGAUCCAUGUAGAUAUAUUACCCAAUAGAAUAAAUUUUCCAACGCAUUUGGAUGUCCAGGUUAUACUGGCUAAGCAUUCGCGUAGAUUGGAAAACAUAAGACAACUUGAGAUGGAUGAUGAUGAUCAUAAUAAUAAAAGAGCUACUAACACCAGUACAAGUUCUAAUGUUCUGCCACCUGGUGCAGUAAAUUCUCCUCAAGCAGUUGGUGUUGUUAAUUUCUUAAACGACAACGAGUGGAUUGGUCAAAUAUCACUCGGAACCCCACCACAACCGUUUUUAAUAAAUUUUGACACAGGAUCUGCCGAUUUAUGGAUACCUUCGUCAGAAUGUGGAGAUGAGUGUAAGUCCCAUCGAAGAUUCGAAGAAGAAAAAAGCUCAACCUUCACACCCAUUGGAAAGAAAUUUAAAAUAUCUUAUGGUGAUGGUUCUAGCUCUUCCGGUUUUAUAAAUAAGGAUAAUUUGAAGAUCGGAGCUAAGGUAAUAAAAAACCAAGUAUUUGCUUCCGUAGAGGAUGUAAGCGAAAUUCUGGCAAAUGAUGUAAUUGAUGGAAUUUUGGGCUUAGGUUACGAGGCACUUUCGAUGGUACGAGGAAUAGAUACACCAUUUACCAGUAUGGUAAAACAAAAACUAUUGCCACGAGGCAUUUUCUCUGUCCAAUUAAGACCAAAAAGAGCAAUAAAAGGGCCUUUGGGUGGUGUGUUUAUUUUUGGGGGUGUAGAUCCAAAACUGUUCUUCAACCCGAUAACUUUCACUCGUGUGACAAGAAAAUUAUUUUGGCAAAUUGCCAUCAAUGGAAUUAUGGCUGACGGAGUGAUUGUUGGUGGUAAAUCACAACAAUGCAUUGUUGAUACAGGAACAACAUUAUUGGUGAUUGGUAACAAGGAAGCCAAAGCGAUCCACAAUCGCGUUGGUGGUAGAUUUGACAAGCGUACCAAGACGUGGCAGGUACCGUGUGAUCUUGCAACCUCAAAAAAGAAAAGGCCACUUAAAAUUGUCAUAGUGAUCAAUAAGACUCCUUUUUCAAUUGAUCGAGAAUUUACUGCACCAGGUGGCAGAACAUUAGCACUUGUUCCGGUGUUUGUAGCUCUUUUAUUAUUAUUAUCAUCAUCAUCCCUCUCAAGUUGUCUUAUGUUUUCCAAUCUACGCGAAUGCUUAGCCAGUAUAACCUGGACAUCCAAAUGCGUUGGAAAAUUUAUUCUAUUGGGUAAUAUAUCUACAUGGAUCAUCGGUGGACGUGAUGAAGGUGGAGUUAAUAAUAACUGUAAUCGUAUGAACGAUGGUGAAAGGUUCAGGGACAGUUCUCCAACUGAAAAAGGACUCAAAAUCGACGCACAAACAGUUUUGGACUAUAUUAAAAAUCACGAAAUUUAUAAAAAUUCCAAGGUCAUAGUGUUUGGUCAAUCAUUGGGAGGUGCUGUAUCAAUCGAUUUGGUUGAUGGUUUAAUAGUUGAAAAUACUUUUCUCAGUAUCCCAAAGUUAUUACCGCACGUAAUGCCACCAUUAAGGCAUUUUUCAAUAUUUUGUACUCAAAAAUGGGAAUCUGAAAAAUCUAUAUUAAAUAUAAAACGCAUUCCAAUACUGUUCUUGUCCGGUGAAUUGGAUGAAUUAAUCCCAAAGGAUCAUGUAUUUUUAUCAAGACCCAACAAUAAUAAUGGCAAUAAUAUUAAUGUUCAAAAUAAUGGCACUAAUGUUCAAGAUAAUACUAAUGUCAUGGAAACUACACCACUACCAACUGUAACAGAACUUGAUAACACAAUAUUGAAUAUUCAACAAAAUAUGUAG
Messenger RNA from Entrophospora sp. SA101, 1860 nucleotides. The record is from the annotation of a GenBank genome assembly. NCBI's taxonomy places the organism in Eukaryota, Fungi, Glomeromycota, Glomeromycetes, Entrophosporales, Entrophosporaceae.